This is a messenger RNA of Durio zibethinus, 1387 nucleotides long. The record is from RefSeq and is a predicted model, not a curated record. NCBI's taxonomy places the organism in Eukaryota, Viridiplantae, Streptophyta, Magnoliopsida, Malvales, Malvaceae.
GGUAUCUAACAGUGACUGAUCAGGUCGUCGAAGAAGAGUAGGGUCAAAGCUAGAACAUGAACAGUGAGAGUCCUGUUGAACGAAAGUAGGAAAAUCCCAGUUCCUGUACAAAUGACAUGGCCGUACAAAUGCUGUCAGAAUGCGGGAAGCCCAUAUCCAAAGGCCGAAGUGACGUCAACUUUUUGGGUUCAAAGACAAAACACCAAGGGCCUGUCUCGAAGGAUGUACUGGACUGUAUUAGUAAGCCAAAAAUUACUUCAAUCCAAAGUUAAUCUUCUUUUUUUUUUGUUUUUUCUUAUGCAAAACAUCGGUUGGUGGAGCCCUCCUAAAGUCGAGAGCUAUCUGUUCGCUGCAUUGGAAGAAGAGUACGAAUAGGAAGCACUGGAGCAGCUGUCAAAUCCCCGAGGCCGCGACAUAAAGAAGAGAGCCCUCAAGAGCAAAGCCCUCUUCGUUUCUUUCAACGAGAAGGAUCUAAGGGAUUACGUGACUGGGUUCCACAAGAGGAAGAAGAAGCGAAGAAAGGAAGCCCAGAAGGAGCAAGAGGAGGCUGAACGCCACAAGCGUAUUGAACAGCGCAAAAAGAGAAAGUUAGAAAAAGAAUUUGCCUUAUAUGGGGGAGUACCAGCCAGCACAGUCUCAGGAUCUGAUGAAAGUGAUGAGAACAAUGAGCAGGAUGAAGAAAGAGAGCCAACUGCAUCAAUUUCUCAUAUUUUUCUAAUCAUACAAGCUGAUGGAUUUACAAGUUACUAUAAUGCUUCAUUGAGAAAAAUGAUUUACAAGUCUUUUAUUGUUCAUAUUGCACUGUGGCUUUUCUUUACGACGCUGGCCUGAACCUCCUGUUUUAUUUCUUCUUAUGUGGUUGGGUUUUGUUUACUGGUGGAAGGGACAACAAUGUAUGAUAGUGGCAACAUUACUGUCACUGUGACAACUAGUGAUAUUUCUCGCGGGUAAGAAGAAGACUUUACUAGCAAAAAGAUGCAUAUGGCAAUGCUCAGAUCAGUUGGAGUUGAUAGAAAACACAACUUACCUGUGAGGAAAAGUAAACCAUUCAAGAAAGUUGGUACACAAAGAUCUAAGCCACCUAGCAAAAGAGGCAGAAAUAAGGGGAAGAAAAGGAACAAGAACAUCCAUUAAUUACCUUGAACCAAAAUUUUUCUAGUCAUGGAGACGAGGUGUUCUUUAACAUGGAGGAAUGUAAGACAGGUUUAGCAAGCCACACAUCAGCAGACAUCGUCUGCUUGGAUGGUUGCGAUGUCUUAUUGUCUCAGCACGUGGCAAGUAACCUGUUGACUUUAUCAUAGUUUUUCAAUUGCCAAAGCUGUUUUUGUAGUACCUCAACCCAAAUGAUAAUGGGGUUAGAUUAAUAUUAAAGUUCAUAAGUUUAUUA